Molecule: messenger RNA, 1068 nt
Organism: Diospyros lotus (date-plum)
Lineage: Eukaryota; Viridiplantae; Streptophyta; Magnoliopsida; Ericales; Ebenaceae
Exons: 3
Coding region: 187-720 (177 amino acids)
Source: RefSeq, a predicted model, not a curated record
ACUUGCUUCGACUUGCCUGAAAGUUUCGUUUGGUAAAAAAUCAUUUUGGGUACAACUCAUGAACGUCAAAGGCACCGACUUUCUUCCGUCAAGCUGUCCGAAGCCUAUUGGGAUUCCAAACUAUCGAAGCACUAGAUCUCAUUCUUGGGAGUAGAGAGACAGAGAGAGCGAGAGAGACAGAGAGAGAUGCCAAGGAGAUCUGGGACUUGUUUGAGGUGUUGUUUGGUGGUUUUUGCUGUGGUAUCAGCUCUCUGUGUAUCUGGCCCUGCUCUGUAUUGGAAGUUGAAGAAGGGGUUGAAGUCGGGAGGCUAUUCGUCUGAAUGCAGCCCUUGCAUUUGUGAUUGCCCUCCACCUCUUUCCCUUCUCAAGAUUGCUCCUGGUUUGGCCAAUCUUUCUGUUACAGACUGUGGGGGAGAUGAUACUGAUCUCAAGGAGGAGAUGUCAAAGCAGUUUGUCGAUCUGUUGACAGAGGAGAUGAAGCUGCACGAGGUUGUGAGCGAAGAGCGAGCCCACCAUAAGAACAUUACCUUGGUAGAAGCCAGAAGGGUCUCUUCGCAGUACCAGAAGGAGGCCGAAAAAUGCAAUGCUUCCAUAGAGACUUGUGAGCACGCCAGGGAGCUUGCGGAGGCAUUGUUGAUCAAGGAAAGGAAAGUAACUUCCUUGUGGGAGCGAAGAGCCCGGGAACUGGGCUGGGAAGGGGGAAUAAAAGCCGAAGCUUAAAAUCAGUGCAUCUGUUUAUCCCUGUGCAAGAAAAUUACCAGGCAAGCAAGUUUGUCACCUGGAUGAAGAGACAAUGCUCGCUCACUCUUCUCUUUUUGUUGCCUUCAGUUUUGAGUUCUCAAUGACUUAAAAAUCAAUUAUUUCCAUUUAUAGCAUAAUGCCCACAUAUUGUCAGCUGAGUCGGGUUUGGAUCCAUCACUAUCAGUUGAAUAUUAUCCUUGAUCUGAUCAUUAUUUGAGAGCUUAGUUGGGCGCUUAUUUUGUGAUUUCAUGGUUGUAAACAAGUAUUUUGUCUAUGGUUUUGAACAAAGGUAAGAAAAAAAUAGUCAUCAAAACAGUUUCACAGUGA